AUAAAUGAACAAGUCUAGAGAAGCAUUACACUAAUCACUAGAGGGGCGGAGCCAUCCUGAUUUCCAGAUGUAUAAAUUUUUAUACUGGGUUCCUAAUGCUUCAUGGAAACUCAAGUUGAGCAAUGAUGGUGGUGUGGCAAGUUGGAUUUGGCUUAGUUCUUGUGUUUGGCUUGUCUGAUGCACAAUGGCGAGGAAGAUCAGCUCAAACUCAGAAACUUAAUAUAUUUAGGCCUCUUUCACAAAUGCAAGUUCCUCAGCAGAGUGAAACCAGAAUGCCUCCGUUUCCCCAAGCUAACAACCACAUGCUUGUGCCACAGAGAUUUCCUUCUCAGUUUUCAAUGCAGACUCCUGGUAUGGUUGGUGGAAGGCCAGGUCAAGAUCCUGUCGAUGUUCAGUCUAAACAGCUUUUGCAGGGUCCGGUGGAAAAACUGAUGUGGACCUUUCCCAGACUGCCAGAAGAACCGUUACAGCCAGAGAUUCCUUUUGAGCUGCGGCAGCCUAUUUCUCCCAAUAGUGUAGGGGCUCUGUGCCGUGAGAAUUCAGUGUAUGUGGAAGUGAUGGAGGACUUCUUUGGGACUGGAAAACCACUAAUGGCUUCUGGUUUUGCACUGGGAGGCUGUGGACCAACAGGCCAGGACAAUAAUGCUCGAGUGCUCCUCUUUGAGUCAGAACUGCAUGGAUGUGGCAGCAUGUUAACUGUGACUGAAAAUGAGCUUGUUUAUACGUUCACCCUGGUCUAUACUCCCCAAGAGGUUUCAGAUGGUAUUGUCAGGAGUAGUGGGGCUGUUGUCAGUAUUGAGUGUCACUAUCCAAGAAUGCAUGAUGUGAGCAGCAAUGUCCUGGUGCCCGCUUGGGUACCAUAUGCAGCUACUAAGGUCGCAGAAGAGCGGUUGGUCUUCUCCCUCAAGCUUAUGACUGAUGAGUGGCAGUUUGAGAGACCUUCAAACCAGUACUUCCUGGGUGACAUUGUGAAUUUGGAGGCCUCUGUGAUGACGUACAACCAUGUACCUGUCCGUGUGUUUGUGGACAGUUGCGUAGCCACUGCGUCCCCUGAUGUGAACUCCGCCCCCAGAUACUCGUUCAUUGAGAAUAAUGGGUGCUUGGUUGAUGCCAAGUUCACUGGCUCCAGCUCUCGCUACCUUCCUCGAACUCAAAUUGAUAAGCUGCUGUUUCAGCUGGAGGCUUUUAGGUUCCAGCAAGUGAACAGUGGGCUGGUCUACAUCACAUGCAUUUUGAAGGCUGUUCCUGUAGCCACUCCAACAAAUCUUCAGCAGAAGGCUUGCUCGUUCUCCCCUAAUGGGUGGGUGUCUGUAGAUGAGUCUGAUCAGGUGUGUGCCUGCUGUGACUCAACCUGUAGCAGCAGUGGUGCAAGCGAUCAGGUUCCUGGAGCUCUACGGUGGGAGCAAGCAUCUGUUGGGCCCCUCAAUGUGAAGGAAUUUGGCUUCGGUCGACUGUAAUUUGAAGUGGCUAUGAGGUCAAGUGAUUAAUAAAAACUGUUCUUAAGUGA
This is a messenger RNA of Triplophysa rosa, 1507 nucleotides long. RefSeq names its product zona pellucida sperm-binding protein 3-like. Gene Ontology annotation, cellular component: extracellular matrix. The transcript is spliced from 8 exons. Gene Ontology annotation, molecular function: acrosin binding. The record is from RefSeq and is a predicted model, not a curated record. Gene Ontology annotation, biological process: egg coat formation; positive regulation of acrosome reaction; binding of sperm to zona pellucida. Bases 123 to 1457 code for a protein of 444 amino acids. NCBI's taxonomy places the organism in Eukaryota, Metazoa, Chordata, Actinopteri, Cypriniformes, Nemacheilidae.